UUAAGCACAAUGACUCCUCCAGCCUUUCCUUUGUAUUUAGUUUCUCUACUUGUUGUGAUAUCGGCUCAUAAACCAGCUUCCACACAUUUGUCAUUACUUAUGGAAUCAGCUGAAGUUGGAGGCAGUGCAACUUUGCAGUGCCUCUGUUGGGAUGAUGCAGCUCUGAUGUUUUACUGGUACAAACAAACUCAGGGGAAGGAACCAAGGCUCAUCUGCAAUUUCUACAAGUAUAGCAAUAAAAGCCGUUUUGAAGAUGAAUUUGACACCUCUCGCUUCUCUUUAGAUAGUGAAAACCACCGGAACAUUUUGCUGAACAUAUCCGAUUUGAGGAUGUCAGACUCAGCGACUUAUUACUGUAUAAAGAGCAACAUGGCUGACUUCAAGUUUUGUGAGGGGACUACACUCAUUGUGAAAGGUUCUGGACUAAACCUCCCAACAUCACUGCAACAGUCUGAGACGGAGCCCAUCCGAUCACUGAACUGCUCAGUUCAAACUGGGAGCUGUGGUGCAGAGCACAGUUUUUACUGGUUUAGGAACUCUGGAGAAUUUCAGCCUGGGUUGAUUUACAGCCAGGCGGGCGAUAAGAAUCAGUGUGAGAGGAAACGCAAGACAUCAACAAACAGCUGUACUUUCAACUUGCCAAUGGAGAACCUGAAUAAGUCACAAAAUGGAGCUGAUUUCUGUGCUGUUGCUUCAUGUGGACACAUACUGUUUGGAGACGAGACCAUCGUUCACUCUGAAGGUGACUCUGCCUCCAUUGUCUUGGUUUAUCUCCUGAGUGGAGCUUUGUCAUUCACCACCCUGCUAGCAGCUACGCUGGCCUUCUCAGUGUUAAGACUGAGCAAAAGACACAGUCAGCAAACAGAUGACAGUGACACAUUUUAUACAAGAAACACUCUAACUGCUCAGGUAAGAAUCAUCCUCUCAAGAGUUAUAGUCUACUUCUGUUUCAGUGCUGUAUUUUCUCUGCUUUAUAUUUUGUCUGCAGCAGCUCCAGGGUGGAGAAAACCCCCAAUAUGCUGCUGUGAACGCUAUGAAACAAAACAUGUCAGAAGGAGCAAAGGAGACCUUCAGUGAAUGUGUGUAUUCUGCUGUGAGGCAUUAGAGUUCUGUAGGUGGUGCUGAUGUUGAUGAUUGUGAAAAACAUGUUUGUCUUUAUCUGACUUUAUCACAGGGUCUAAAGGUGAUAUGUAAACUUGUAAUAAAGUUUUGUACAAAGCUAA
This is a messenger RNA of Poecilia latipinna (sailfin molly), 1223 nucleotides long. RefSeq lists its product as uncharacterized. Gene Ontology annotation, biological process: response to bacterium. Bases 10 to 1077 code for a protein of 355 amino acids. Lineage: Eukaryota; Metazoa; Chordata; Actinopteri; Cyprinodontiformes; Poeciliidae. The record is from RefSeq and is a predicted model, not a curated record. The transcript is spliced from 4 exons.